AUGAGUUUGAAGGGAAUAAGAGAGAAAUUUGAGGAAGAAAGCGCAAAAUCCCCUUCUCAUUUGCCCUCGCUUCUCUCAAACUCUCAACGCCCAAAACCAAGCAAAUGGGGCUCAAUCUCCUCCUCCGAUCUCUCAAGCGUACCCGCCCCCAACUCACGCCGCCGCCCGCUCACCCCCUCAUUUCCUCCUCCCCCUCGUCCACACCCCGACUCGCCGGAGGCGCACCUCGCCGCGCCUGGAGAAUCUACCCGCCGCGGCCCCAGGCGCAGGGCCCGCGUCCACUUCCCCAACCCCGAAGACGCCAUCGAGGUCUUCGUCGAUGGGUACCCCGUCAAGAUCCCUAAGGGGAUGACUGUGCUUCAAGCUUGUUCUGUUGCUGGUGUUGAUAUCCCUAGGUUUUGCUACCAUGAGCGGCUCUCAAUCGCUGGGAACUGCAGGAUGUGUCUCGUUGAGGUCGAGAAGUCCCCGAAGCCUGUGGCGUCUUGCGCGAUGCCGGCGAUGCCAGGGAUGAAGAUUAAGACGAACACUCCAAUCGCAAAGAAAGCGAGGGAAGGGGUGAUGGAGUUCUUAUUGAUGAACCAUCCAUUAGAUUGCCCAAUCUGUGAUCAGGGAGGGGAGUGUGAUCUUCAGGACCAGUCUAUGGCCUUUGGAUCUGAUCGUGGACGAUUCACGGAGAUGAAACGUUCUGUAGUUGAUAAGAAUUUGGGUCCUUUAGUAAAGACAGUGAUGACUCGUUGCAUUCAGUGCACAAGGUGUGUGAGAUUUGCUACUGAGAUUGCUGGUGUUCAGGACCUUGGCAUGUUAGGACGUGGAAGCGGAGAAGAAAUUGGAACAUACGUCGAAAAACUUAUGACAAGCGAACUCUCUGGCAAUGUGAUAGAUAUCUGUCCUGUGGGUGCACUUACCUCAAAACCAUUUGCUUUUAAAGCUAGAAACUGGGAAUUGAAAGGCACAGAAACCAUUGAUGUCACUGAUGCGGUAGGAUCAAACAUUAGAAUUGAUAGUAGAGGACCAGAAGUUAUGCGCAUUCUUCCACGGUUGAAUGAGGAUAUUAAUGAAGAAUGGAUAUCUGACAAAACACGUUUUUGUUAUGAUGGCCUCAAGAGACAAAGAUUAAACGACCCCAUGAUUCGUGGUCCAGAUGGAAGAUUUAGAUCUGUAACAUGGCAUGACGCUCUUUCUGUAGUUUCUGAGGUUGCACAUCAAGUUAAACCUGAGGAAAUUGUUGGAAUCGCUGGGAAGCUUUCAGAUGCUGAAUCUAUGAUGGCGCUAAAAGAUUUCUUGAACAGGAUGGGUUCUGACAAUGUCUUAUGUGAAGGAAAUGGCCCGAAUCCUCAAGCUGACUUGCGUUCUAGCUAUCUCAUGAACUCUCAUAUUGCUGGUCUCGAGAAGGCAGAUCUUUUUCUCCUUGUUGGUACCCAGCCGAGAACAGAAGCCCCAAUGGUAAAUGCAAGGAUCCGGAAAACUGUCCGAGCAACUCGAGCAAAAGUAGGCUAUAUUGGCCAUCCAACCGACUUCAACUACGACCACCAGCAUCUCGGCACAGGUCCUAAAACACUCCUCGAGAUCGCUGAGGGAUGUCACCCCUUCUGCUCCGCCAUCCAAUCGGCCAAAAACCCAGUGAUCAUCCUUGGCGCUGGACUCUUUGAACGAAAUGACAAAGAUGCCAUCAUUGCAACCGUUGAGUCCAUAGCCAAGAAUGGAAACUUCAUUACACCAGACUGGAACGGGUUCAACGUCCUACUCCUAAAUGCAGCCCAAGCUGCUGCCCUCGAUCUUGGCCUUGUAUCUAACCCUAAGGAAUGCAUCCCAACAGCCAAGUUCCUUUACCUUAUGGGAGCUGAUGAUGUAACCCUAGAAAACCUCCCGGAUGAUGCCUUUGUAGUGUACCAAGGUCACCACGGUGACAAGGGUGUUUAUCGUGCCAAUAUUAUUUUGCCUUCUUCAGCGUUCAGUGAGAAAGAAGGUACAUACGAGAACACUGAGGGUUGUGCUCAAUGGACUGUCCCUGCGGUCCCCACAGUUGGGGAUGCUAGAGAUGACUGGAAAAUAAUCCGGGCCUUAUCAGAAGUUGCAGGAGUUCGGUUAUCCUAUGAUUCUAUUGAGGGUGUCCGUGCUCGAAUCGAACAAGUGGCUCCGAAUUUAUUGCAGGUUGAUGAGAGGGAACCAUCGACUGUAAUGUUUGAUUUGAAGCCCGAGUUCAAGGGGAAGAUGAGCUUGGAUGAGGAUUUUGGUCCGGCUGUGGAGAACUUUUACAUGACCGAUUCGAUCACCAGGGCAUCGAAAAUAAUGGCACAGUGCAGUGCUUCACUAUUGAAGAAGUGAGUUUAUGUUUUGUAUUGGUAUGAGAUUGUAAAUUACUUAAUAUUUGUACUUGAUGCAUAAUUUUGGUUGCACACUUGAGCUUUUGGUUCAUAAAGGGCAACCAAGGCUAGGUUCAUUCCUUGCUUAAGAGCUUCUAAGACUUGCUGUAAUGGUCCUCGAGAAUUUCAAAGGAAUUUAAGUCUUCAUGUUUCGCAUUGAACUCUA
Molecule: messenger RNA, 2529 nt
Organism: Asparagus officinalis (garden asparagus)
Lineage: Eukaryota; Viridiplantae; Streptophyta; Magnoliopsida; Asparagales; Asparagaceae
Product: NADH dehydrogenase [ubiquinone] iron-sulfur protein 1, mitochondrial
Exons: 6
Coding region: 1-2325 (774 amino acids)
Biological process (GO): ATP synthesis coupled electron transport
Cellular component (GO): membrane
Molecular function (GO): iron-sulfur cluster binding; NADH dehydrogenase (ubiquinone) activity
Source: RefSeq, a predicted model, not a curated record